Messenger RNA from Tarenaya hassleriana, 1478 nucleotides. Its product is annotated as transcription factor IIIA-like. Gene Ontology annotation, biological process: regulation of transcription by RNA polymerase II. The record is from RefSeq and is a predicted model, not a curated record. Lineage: Eukaryota; Viridiplantae; Streptophyta; Magnoliopsida; Brassicales; Cleomaceae. Gene Ontology annotation, cellular component: nucleus. The transcript is spliced from 7 exons. Bases 171 to 1280 code for a protein of 369 amino acids.
UUUAGUUCCGUCGCACAAAGACGCGGACGUUAUCCUUCCGACCUCAUUCACGGAUGAUCAAUUCUCGUUCCGAUUCGGCUUUUACAUUUGACGAUAAAUUGCAACGUUCCGUUCAAGCCCCCCUUUUAACCGGAAUCUUCCUUCUUAAAGUUUCCAGUGUGCAACGGUGAAUGGAGGAAAACCCUGGUUAUCGUGGAGAGCAUCAAGGCGACAUGGCGGGAGAAGGUCUCGGAGAUGUGGAGACACCAAUGGUGAAGGACAUAAGGAGGUACAUCUGCCAGUAUUGUGGAAUCAGCAGAUCAAAGAAACAUCUCAUCACUUCUCACAUUCUUUCCCAUCACCAGAUGGAAAUGGACGCAGAAGAAGAAGAUGAUGAAGCUGGUGAAGCCGAGGAGGAGUUCUCAGACAGAAACACUUGCCAAGAAUGUGGUGCUAGUUUUAAGAAACCUGCUCACUUGAAGCAGCAUACGCAAAGUCAUUCCCUUGAGAGAUCCUUUAGGUGCACUGUAGAUGAUUGCACUGCCAGCUAUAAGAGGAAGGAUCAUCUCAAUAGGCAUCUUCUUACCCAUAAAGGGAAACUCUUCAAGUGUCCAAUGGAUAAUUGCAAUCGCGAAUUCUCAGUACAGGGUAACAUGAAGAGACACCUCAAGGAAUUUCAUGAUAACGGGGAUAGUGGUAAUGAUGGCGAUCAUUCCACAGCUUGUGCAAACGGUCAGAAGCGGCAUGUCUGUGACGAGUCUGGGUGUGGGAAGGUGUUUAUGUAUCCAUCAAAGCUGCAAAAGCAUCAGGAUUCUCAUGCAAAGCUGGAGUCAGUGGAGGCAUUCUGUGCUGAACCCGAUUGUAUGAAGUACUUUACAAACGAGGAAUGCCUGAAAGCCCACAUAAGAUCAUGCCAUCAGUACAUUAACUGCGAGAUAUGCGGAUCCAGACAGUUGAAAAGGAACAUGAAGAGGCAUCUACGCACCCAUGAGGAAGAAUCUUCAUCCCGAGAAAUCCAGUGCGACUUCGAUGGCUGCUCUAUGACAUUCUCAAACGCAUCUAACCUCCGGAAACACAUGAAAGCUGUGCAUGAGAAUGUCCGGCCCUUUGUCUGUGGGUUUCCUGGCUGCAGUAUGAGAUUCGCUUACAAACAUGUGAGAAACAACCACGAGAAUUCCGGGUUCCAUACUUAUACCCGUGGUGAUUUCGUUGAAUCAGAUGAACAAUUCUUGUCCAGACCAAGAGGUGGAGUGAAGAGGAAGCAAGUUACAGCAGAGAUGCUGACGCGGAACCUCAGUUAAAUUCGACAGAAUGCCAGAAUAUAUAAGGCUCGUUUCAUGAGUCCGGUUGUUUUACAGGGUUUGUAAGUAGAAGUAGGUGUGAUGUAAAUGCAACUGUUAGGUUUGCAGUGAAUGUAUUCUAAAAAAUGAUUUUCUAGAUUAUGUCGACCGACCAAUGCAAAUAUUAUUCGUAUUAAGUCAAAGUUCUAACCUUUUGUC